Fusarium tjaetaba is the source of this 396-nucleotide messenger RNA. RefSeq lists its product as uncharacterized. Bases 1 to 396 code for a protein of 131 amino acids. The transcript is spliced from 3 exons. The record is from RefSeq and is a predicted model, not a curated record. NCBI's taxonomy places the organism in Eukaryota, Fungi, Ascomycota, Sordariomycetes, Hypocreales, Nectriaceae.
AUGAAGUUCUCAAUCCUCGCACAGGCCAUUCUGGCAAUUCCUGCUCUUGCCACAGCCAUCCCCGACCCUAUUGGCAUCGCUGAAGAUAAGCGCGCGAACUGCAAGUUGACCCUCCAGUGGAAGUCCAACUGGUACGAGCAUGCCCUGAGAAGAUAUCGAGUUCAGCUCAUCACGAGCCCCCGCAAUGAUGACCAUCUUGGUUUAUACUGCGAUCAGUUCAAAGUCAAUGCAGUCAAGCUUGAGAAUGUUCAAUGCUUCUGGACAGAUGGAAUCUAUGUGCUCGACGUUAGCGAAGUUCAAGGUCCUGCCGGCUAUGCCCAAUACAAAAACCAGCACAACCUUGCCUCGAAGACGUUCAGUCGUGGAACUGGCUGCGAUGUGAUUCAGAACCUCUAG